Molecule: messenger RNA, 1299 nt
Organism: Trifolium pratense (red clover)
Lineage: Eukaryota; Viridiplantae; Streptophyta; Magnoliopsida; Fabales; Fabaceae
Product: WD repeat-containing protein 43-like
Exons: 7
Coding region: 233-1021 (262 amino acids)
Source: RefSeq, a predicted model, not a curated record
CUCCUAUUCUUGUGUUUGGUUUCAAUUCUAGCAAGCACCACUAGACUAGACGCGCGUUUUCCUUGUUUCUACCUUGAAAAGUGAAAAACAUUCAUGUUUGGCUUUCUCAUCCAAAAUCAAUUCUGAUUGAAGCCACUAUUAUUCCUAGCUUCUGUGGUAAACUGAAUCCACGGGGGAAAGGCGCACUUGCAUAACUGCAUCCAGAUUACAAACCACGGGGGAAGACAAAAAGAUGAAAGCCGUAGAAAAGGAAAGCAAAAAGUCUAAGAAAAGACAAGCAACCUCUGAUCCUGAUCUUCCAACCACAACUGAGAAGGUGGAUUUCGAUCAAUGUGAGGCUGCAGAAGGAGUCCUUGAUGAUGAUCCAAGUGAGCCAACAAUGGGAGAGAAACUUGCCGGUCUCAAUUUACUGGAUGAAAACAAAUCCAAGAGUGAAAAAGAGCAAGAAUCUUUGGUUUCAUUGAAGCCUCCAAGUGCAGACAGUGUACAUAUUUUGCUUAAGCAAGCAUUAAAUGCUGAUGACCGCGCCCUUCUGUUGGAUUGCUUGUAUACUCAAGAUGAGAAGGUUAUUAUAAAGUCAGUUGCGCAGUUGAACCCAUCCAAUGUCCUCAAACUUCUUAAUUCUCUUAUUUCCAUUAUUGAAUCUAGGGGUGCAAUUUUGUCAUGUGCUCUUCCAUGGCUGAAGUGUCUGCUUCUACAGCAUGCAAGUGGAAUAAUGUCCCAGGAAUCUUCUUUAAAAGUUUUGAACUCUUUGUAUCAAUUGAUCGAGUCUAGAGUCUCCACCUUUAAGUCUGUCUUCCAAAUCUCAAGUUUCUUAGACAUCCUAUACACUGGGGUUCUUGAUGAGGAGGUAGACGAAGUUGAAACAGUACCAAUUAUCUAUGUGGACACAGAUGACAGUGAGGCAGAAUCGGAGGAUGUCAUGGAAACUUACAAAGAUAGCAAAGAUGGUGAACUAUCGGAUGAAGGAUUUGAUAAUCUUAGUGACAUUGACGGUAGUGAUGGUAUGAUGGAAGAUUAAUGAUGUCAUGUAAACAUUUUUUUGGUUCUUUUCAAAACUUGUCAUAACAAGAUUAAGUCCCAGCAAUAGCAGUUGAUAACACUUGAGUUGAGUUGCUAGAGAAUGUUAGUAAUGUAUUCUCUGUAAUAUCUUGGAAACACCAUAUACAUUUGCUUUCCCACAAAGCAUAACAAUUUUGAGAAUUUGAUAUUAGUGAUUGAUAUGAGAAAAUAGGGUUAAUUGCAUGUUGGAGGAUUGGUUGAGUGAAAACAUGAUCAUGGAAUUCAUUUUGCUUUUUA